AUGAGGAGGAGGCGCGACCAGAUCGAAACGAGUGCGCAGAGACGGCGGGCAGCAGAGGGCACGAGCAGGGAAAAGGGGCUAGGGCGCACAACACGACGACAUAAAAAGAGACAGCCGACGGCGGAGGCCGACUGCAGCAUUGCACACGUCAGGGGAGGCGUGCAAGCAAGACAAUGGCGGAGCACAGCGGGGCUCCGAGCGGAAGAGCACAGGAUUGCCCAAGGCAGUCAUGGCGCCAGGGCUGGCCGCAGGGAUGUUACCCUGCAGUCAGCCACGGCGCGCCAGCACGAGGCGGAGACGCGGCAGCCCGAAGCGGUGAGCGCAGACGCGAGGGGCCCCCAACGGCAUCCCCCAGCCUGCGACCACUACCUCGCACCACCCUUCCCCGCCAGACUGGCAGACGAGCAGCAGCGGCGGUAG
Molecule: messenger RNA, 420 nt
Organism: Prorocentrum cordatum
Lineage: Eukaryota; Dinophyceae; Prorocentrales; Prorocentraceae
Source: the annotation of a GenBank genome assembly